AUGUCUUAUGUUGAACAUGUCUACGCCAUAGAGGCGGCAGGAACGGCCCAACUGACCUGGGUCAAUGUGGGCAUUGGUCUUGCCUUCAUCCUCUUCGAUGUCGGCGUAUCUACUGUCUUUCGUCUGGGAAUCGGAUUGUCGCUCCUAAUCGCGGCCUUCCGGUGUAUUGGCCAGCUCGCCGUGGUGGCGACCCUGCUUCAGCGGGUAUUUGAAAACAAAAACCCGUGGUUGGUUAUCCUCAUUUCCUUCAUCUUAAACCUCCUGGGUACGAUUGAAACUGUCAUCAACAAGUCGCCGCGGCGAUUCCGGUACAUGUUUCCCACCGUGCUCGUAGCCAUGCUCGGCUCAACGAUCCCGAUCUCCGUCCUCGGUGCCAAACACGCCAUGUCUAUCGAACCCUUCUGGACACCGAUCCAAUACAUUCCUAUCGUUGGCAUGCUCUGUGGGGCAACUAUAUCCGGCAUCGUCGUUGCCGUGAGUUACAUCCUCAAGGAACUUCAAGAGAACCGUGACAAGGUCGAGAUCUACCUCGCCUUUGGCGCGUCGAGAAUAGAAGCCUGUCGGCCGCUCGCCAUACAAGCACUCCGACUCGCGCUGACGCCGCCCAUCAACAACAUGAGCGUACUCGGUAUCAUAGCGAUUCCGGGCAUGAUGACGGGAGCGAUCCUCGGAGGGUCUUCUGUAGAGCAAGCCGCACGCCUGCAAAUGAUCAUCAUGUUCAUGAUCACAGCGAGUACGACGCUCGCGUCCGUCUUCACCACUUUCGCGGCGAUCUCUGUCACUAUCGACGAUGAGCAUCGGAUAAGAGGGGAUAGGAUCGAGAAGAACGGGAAGAGCUGGUUUAAUGUCAGCGAAUGGAGCUGGAAGAAGACGGUGAAGGCGUUGAAGGUGACACUACCUUGGAGACGGAGGGAGGAUGCUGAAAAGGAUGGACGAAGCCGCGAGGGAUCUGUUAACGAAAGAUCACCACUUUUGGUGUAA
Cyclocybe aegerita is the source of this 981-nucleotide messenger RNA. NCBI's taxonomy places the organism in Eukaryota, Fungi, Basidiomycota, Agaricomycetes, Agaricales, Hemipholiotaceae. The record is from the annotation of a GenBank genome assembly.